AUGAAAAAAAUUAAAAUCAAUAAAAAUGGUUGCACUCAAUCACCUACUCUACAUCAAUUAAUCACUUACAUACUUUAUUUUCCAAAUCUCUUAAUUUGUUAUUUACUCAUAUCUUUACUCGAUUACAUUGUAAAUUUAUAUCUACAUUUUAGGCUAUACAUUUCACUAUUUUAGGAAUCUUAACUUUGAUAUCUUUAUUUUCAAGUGUCAAAACUACUUUAAGUUGUCCAAUUGAUUAAGUUAUCAUUAAAUAAAUUUAAAAUCGUCUUUCAGGGUAAGAUUGAUCUGUAAUCCUAGAUAAUCAUUCAAUCCUGGAAAUCAUAAAUUAGAUUCAUUUUGUGAUAUAUGUUAUGCCUAUGUAUAAGAACAUUCUAAACAUUGCAGAAAUUGUGAUAUGUAAAACAUAUUCAAAUCAUUAUUAGAUGUUGUUAGGGAUUUGAUCAUCACUGUAAAUGGAUUAAUAAUUGUGUUGGAAAUCUAAAUUACAGAAUGUUCAUCUUAAUGAUCAGUUCAACAAUGGUUUUGUUCAUAUACACUAUGUUUAUUUAUAUCUACAUUAUCAUAUUGUAUCAAACAAAUUAUGAUACACUUGUUAUAGAUAAUGAUUUAUAAACCUUUGUAAUCAUUUCUUUAUUAUGUUAAAGCAUUUUACAAAUGAAAACGAUCUUAAUAUCAAAUAUCUAUUAUCUAUUAUAAUGUUAGGAGAUUCCUCUUUGAUUGUAAUUUUACUAUUACAAUUACUGAUCUUUCAUAUUUAUUUAAUCAUAAAAGGUCAAACAACUUAUGAUUUUUUAAUUUAAAACUCAUUUAAAAAGAUUUUGCCACAAUUUCAAAUUGGACCUUAAAUUUUUCAGACAGCAUCAAAAACCAACAUAAAAGUUAAUAAUGAAAUAUAUGGAUUGGGAAAUAGAAAUACUAUGUAACUUCAAUUAUCAUUUUUAGAGUUGAUAUAAAUUAAAGUUAACAAAAAAUAAUUCCACAGACUGAUCAAAAUUAGAUUGUAAUUGAAAAUCAAAUUUUAAAAUGA
This is a messenger RNA of Paramecium sonneborni, 1027 nucleotides long. NCBI's taxonomy places the organism in Eukaryota, Ciliophora, Oligohymenophorea, Peniculida, Parameciidae. The record is from the annotation of a GenBank genome assembly.